This is a messenger RNA of Arxiozyma heterogenica, 846 nucleotides long. RefSeq lists its product as uncharacterized. The record is from RefSeq and is a predicted model, not a curated record. NCBI's taxonomy places the organism in Eukaryota, Fungi, Ascomycota, Saccharomycetes, Saccharomycetales, Saccharomycetaceae. Bases 1 to 846 code for a protein of 281 amino acids. The transcript has a single exon.
AUGCCUUUUUUCUACUACUAUAUUUCUCCCAUCAUCACUUCUAUCUCCCACUCUUUUCCCCUGUUCGAACCCUCUCCGAUGCCUUUUUUCUACUACUAUAUCUCUCCCUUUUCUAAUUUACACUUUUCCCCUGUUCGAACCCUCUCAGCUGCCUUUUCUCUCUCAUUAUCUCACUCCUCUAUCAUCACUUCUAUCUCCCACUCUUUUCCCCUGUUCGAAUCCUCUCCCAUGCCUUUUCUCUCUCAUUAUCUCACUCCUCUAUCAUCACUUCUAUCUCCCACUCUUUUCCCCUGUUCGAAUCCUCUCCCAUGCCUUUUUUCUACUACUAUAUUUCUCCCUUUUCUAAUUUACACUUUUCCCCUGUUCGAACCCUCUCAGCUGCCUUUUCUCUUUUAUCUGUUUACUACCCAUCUCUAUCUUCUCCUCUUCCUCUGUUCGAAUCCUCUCAGCUGCCUUUUUUCUACUACUGUAUUUCUCCCAUCAUCACUUUCAUUACUAUUCUCUUUUCUCCUGUUCGAACCCUCUCAGCUGCCUUUUCUCUUUUAUUUCUUUAUCACUCAUCAAUACCUUCUACUCUUCCACCGUUCGAAUCCUCUCUCAUGCCUUUUCUCUAUUACUAUGUCUCUUCUAUCUAUCCUCUCUCAUGCCUUUUCUCUAUUAUUAUUUCUCUUCCACUGUUCGAACCCUCUCUCAUGUCUUUUUUCUAUUACUAUAUUUCUCCCACUAUCUCACUACUCAUCAACUUCUUCUACUUCUUUUCAUUACUCCCUUCUCUUACUCUCCUCUAUUCCUCUUUUCUAUUCUCUUUAUCCUAAUAUCUUCUUUUCUCUAUCUCUCCAAAACUAA